AUGGAUGAUCUUCAAGUCAACCGCGAUGGCACGGUUCUGGAAACCAAGUACGCUGCACUGGGUCGGUGGGCUACCGUCAAUGUAUUUUGGAAGGCCAUGCUCUUUUGCAUGAUCCUCAAUUGGGCCGCGCUCGAUGACGGUUUUCAACAACAAAUCCCGGGAAAUGUCAUGCCCAUGCCAGCCUUCGUCAAACAAAUGGCCAACACGGUGAUCGACGGCGAACCGGCUAUCAGCGCCCAGGUCAUUUCAUACUUUCAAGGGUUCGCAGAAAUGUCCAGAAUGUUCGGAUAUGCACUCGGAGGCAUUCUCGCCGACAUAUGUGGCCGAAAAGGCACCAUGUACAUCUCCAUCGGGAUCCUUUUGGCAGGAUCCCUAGCGGAAAUCCUCGCGCAUGAUUGGAGGUCUUGGCUUGGAGCCGCCUGCCUCAUUCGCUUUGGAGUUGGCUCGACAACAAGCUGCCUCAUCACCUACGUUUCAGAGAUUGCGCCCUUUCAGAUUCGUGGUCUUGCGGUUGGAUCCUACCAGCUGUUUCUCGGCGUCGGGCAGCUCAUCAGUGCGAUUGCAGCCAAGAUCAUGACGACGUCGAAUCCUCACCAAUGGAAGUUCUUGAUUGCCACCGAGUUUCUAUUUACUGGUAUCCUCGCGAUUGCUAUGCCCUUUGUUCCGGAGUCGCCUAUUUAUCACGCUCGAAAGUACCGUCAUGAUAAGGCCAAGAAGUGUAUGUUGCAGCUGUAUGGGAACGUCCCUGAUUAUGAUGUGGAAUACGAAUACAAGGUGAUCCAGCACGGUAUUGAAGUCGAAAGGAGGCUUAACCACCUUCUAGAGGGAGUCACGUUUUGUGACUUAUUCAGAGGUGCAAAUUGGAAGCGAACCGUGGCAGGAGCCGGUGGCAUCAUGGCACAACCACUAUCUGGUGCACCAAUUGUUUUCACCUAUUCCACGUACUUUUUCCAAGUGGCGCACCUCGACGACCCUUUCUUGGUGACAGUCGUCACUGGAUGCACGGCCAUGCUUUUAUUCAACACUGGCCUUGCAACAACAGGCUUUUUUACGUCGCAAGCAUCUGGAAAAGUUGCAUUGGCCAUGCUGCUACUGUGGGUUAUAUCUUACGGGCUGUCAGCCGGGCCCCUUGGCUUCGUCGCAUCUGGCGAGGUGUCGACCCCUCGACUCAGGGCCCUAUCAACGUCGUUCAAUUUAUUUGUCUACGGUGUUGUUUUCGUUGUUUUCCAGUGGACCAUCCCGUACAUGAUCAGCCCCGACGAGGCCAACCUGGGUGUAAAAGCCAUCUACGUGUGGGCAGGCGUUUUGGUCCCGACCAUCAUCGUUCUGUAUAUAUACUAUCCCGAGACACGUGGACGUACCUACCUCGAACUUGACGAGCUCUAUGAGCGAGGAGUUCCAGCGCGGAAUCGAAGCUCCAAGCAACAGCUCGACUUACCCACUUUCGGCGCCGUCAACCCGCCGCAGCCUCCGCCUGACAAAGGGUUGCCCACGCAACCGCCCAUCGUCACCUCACGCCAUCUCGAACCUCGACUACAGUUCAACGAAACGAUCAAAAUCCCGACCUGCCACUCCAUACUCUUCACAUCUACCGAAAACAUGGUUCCCAUUUCUUUCCUUUUGGCUUGGGGCAUCUUGUCUAAGACGGUCUUCCUUCUCUUGCAGCUCCUCAACCUACUGACGUUUGGAUUAUGGUCCAAGGUCGGACGAUUGACGCACUAUGCCUUUGACGCUGUCCUCAUCUCUGCAUUUCUUGCAGGCAUGAAGCGAUCGACCGGCUUGACCGUGAGCAGCUUCAAGACGGAAAAAGUCGCGGGCGAGAACAAAGAGGCCAACAAGUGGAUCGACAAGUACCUCGGCCUCGGCGAAUGGGUCAUGGACCAGUCCGUGGCCAUUGCCGGCUCGAGCAGCUUCUUUGAGCGCACGCGGUAG
Messenger RNA from Cordyceps militaris CM01, 1932 nucleotides. Its product is annotated as MFS alpha-glucoside transporter. Gene Ontology annotation, cellular component: membrane. Gene Ontology annotation, molecular function: carbohydrate:proton symporter activity. Lineage: Eukaryota; Fungi; Ascomycota; Sordariomycetes; Hypocreales; Cordycipitaceae. The record is from RefSeq and is a predicted model, not a curated record. Gene Ontology annotation, biological process: carbohydrate transport; transmembrane transport. The transcript has 14 exons. The coding region runs from base 1 to 1932 and encodes 643 amino acids.